This is a messenger RNA of Mytilus californianus (California mussel), 2961 nucleotides long. RefSeq names its product transmembrane protein 41A-A-like. Lineage: Eukaryota; Metazoa; Mollusca; Bivalvia; Mytilida; Mytilidae. Bases 110 to 850 code for a protein of 246 amino acids. The record is from RefSeq and is a predicted model, not a curated record. The transcript is spliced from 6 exons.
GUUUGAAGUACCCGGUGAAAUGUAAACAACUUGACGUGUACUUAUCAGACAAUAACAAAUUUAGAACUUUGUCAUCUGCAUUUUGUUUUACGAAAUAAUAGUAUGCAUAAUGGGAUCUGUUUUAUGGAUACCAACUGUCCUGGGACUAUUUACUGCUUAUUUAUACAUUCUAUCCACAAAUGUCCCGGAACUAAAGGGUGAAGAAGAUAAAAAUGCAAGAUUAACAUUUCCAUCCAAUUUAGAAGAGUUGACAUCAUUAGCCUCCACACUGCAGCUUUAUAAAACAGAACAUUCACUCUAUGUUUUACUGUUAUUCUGUAGUGCCUACGUAUAUAAACAAACAUUUGCUAUUCCUGGCUCUGUAUUCCUGAAUUUAUUAGGUGGAGCAUUAUUUGGUGUAUGGACAUCGUUUCCUCUAGUGUGUGUUUUAUCAGCCACUGGGGCCUCAUGUUGCUAUCUUUUGUCUAAAUAUUUUGGCAAGCAGCACAUUGAAAGAUUCUUUCCAGAUAAAGUUCACUUUCUACAAGGAAAGGUAGAAGAAAACAGAGACAGUUUAAUGUUUUUCUUGUUAUUUUUACGAUUUUUUCCUAUGACACCUAAUUGGUUUCUAAAUAUGGCAUCACCUAUAGUGAAUGUACCAAUUCAUAUGUUCUUCCUAUCAGUAUUAAUAGGUUUGAUGCCAUUUAACUUUAUAUGUGUGCAAACUGGUGGAAUGUUAUCAGAGAUCAAAUCUACAAAUGAUAUAUUUACCUCAGGGACAUUAUUGAAAUUAGGUGCUAUAGCAGUUGUGGCGUUAGUUCCAGGUAUGAUAGUGAAGAAACUGAAAGACAAGAAACUUAAAUCUGUAUGAUUAAUAGAAAUAUUAUAUUUCGUUUUUAUUUUGAUUGUUAUUUGAUCAUGUUUAUGUCAGUAUUUGUUUUAAGCCUUUGUUAAUGAUACAAUGGACUGGGGGCUAUUUCCAUUAUUCAUGUACUUUGUUACAUUCUAAACUCAAUAAACACUUGGUACAUCUCAUUAUCCAUGGAUCUCAUUGAAAUAAACCCGGAAGACUUCAAAUGGAAAUUGGUUUGGAAUUUCAACAGCUGUACCUCGAGGGUAAAGCAUUACAAAAGUUAUGAGUUUCACUGAAACAUUGUGUUAUGAUAAUUUACAUGUAGAAUGAGUUGUUAUGAUAAUCAUUAAUAAUAACUGACUUUCUUUGACAGGUUUUGAAAAAAUUCUUCAGACAUCACAAACAUUAUGUUUAAAAAGAGAAAGUAAAUUCAGAAAUUAUUGUGUGCACUUAUUAGUGAGAUUUUGAACAAUGGGCAAAAACUACUAAUUAGACUACCGGUAUAAUGUAUUAAAGAAAUGCUGCAUUUAAAUAAUUCUAUCAAAAGUAAGGAUUCAAGUUUUUUUUAAACGUAUAGUCACACUUGUUGCCAUGAUAAAUCAGGGCAUAUGUUUUUGAAUUUACAGUAUUGUUUUUUUUAAUAAAAAAGAGUUUUUGUUCAUGGUAAUUUUUAAUUAUAUAUAGCUAUAGGUUUCGAAUGACGUAAUUUGAGUUGCUUUAUUUCCCUUGGCUGUCAUUUUGGAGGGAUUAACGGUUUAUUAUCUUAUUUCAAUAGUUAUUUGAUUUGACUUACCAAAUUGAAACAUGCAAUACACACAAGUCUGAUAAGAGACCUAACUUGAUCGUAGGGAUGAAUUAAGCAAAGCUAUAUCAAAAUGGUUAAAAAAAACCUGUUUCUAAAGUCUAGUAAUCAGUAUAACAAGUUAAAUUUGGCUAAUUUAUGAAGAAAUUUUCGCAUUUAGACCUCCAACAUGUUGAUAAAAGGGAAGUAACUCUUGUUCAAAUUGUGUCAGUAGAAACCAAUCUAUUGACAGCCUGUGAUCAAUGUUAUUUUUAUCGUGCAAUAUUUAAGAUUGAAGUAUCUAUUGUUUGCUUGUUUAUUUUUUAUUUGUAAUUUUUCCAAUGUUAUUGAAUGUCAUUGAUCUAAUUCAGGCUUUGGCCCAAUUUAGAAUUUUUGCUUCAAGGGGCAUGACAUUACAUUUACUUCAAGGGGCGUGACAUUUCAUUUACUUCAGGGCGUGACAUUUCAUUUACUUCAGGGCGUGACAUUAUUAAAUUUACUACAAAGGGUGUGACAUUGCAUUUACUUCAAGGGGCAUGACAUAUAUUUACUUCAGGGGGAUUGACAUUAUAUUUUGACACUAUGUUGAUUUGUGGACGAGCAAUUUGCUUUAUUUAUUAUUUUGUUCAAUGAUGUAGGUGUUUACACUAAUACCUAAAUCUACCCAUAUAAUAUAAAUUGUAAUACUUUAAAAUUUGUAAUCUUUAUUAGCAAUAUAUUAAACAUUCUAUGAUUGUUAAUGAAUAAAUCAUGGUGUCACAACUGUUUUUAUACUGCAGGAUAAAACACUAAUUCAUUGCCCCUUUGAUUCCUAUAUGAUCUUUCGACUGUAUCUUUGCUAAAUGUAUGCUCAACAGAAAUCAGCAUUGAAUUGCAUAUAAGAGAAAACUUGUUCCAAGAAGUCAAAACUUGUUGAAACAGGAACUUCCCUUAGGAAUUUCUUAUGCUCACACUCUACUGAUAACUUACUUAUUUACUGUGUAACAUAAUUAUGCAAAUUAUUCAUUACAACUUUAAGAAUAUCUGUAAAUUUUCAGCUUUCAGUUGAUACAAAAUUUGCAUAAAUUGAAAUUUCUAGGAAGUUUCUCUUCAAUAUAAAUAAUACAUUAUAGUUUUACGCAACUUCAACUUGUCUAGAAAUUGUUUUUAAGUCUCAUAAAUAAUUUUGUCUGCAUUGAAAGUUAGACAUUAGGCAACAAUCAGUUACCAAAAGUAUGACUGUUUGCAUGUACACUGUGUGUGUUUUUUUUUUAAUAUACUAUUAUAGUGUAAUACCAUAUAUAUUUUAUUUGGUUGUUAAUUGUUUCUAAUAUGUUGAAUUCCUUUUGAAAUAAAACAAAAAAUCACA